UGCCGCCCUGUUCUCUUUCUGGUCGGGCCGGGCCCGGCCGGUUCCACGAGCGCCUGGCAGAGACUGAGGGAGAGAGAGAGAAAGAGGAGGGGAGGAGGAGGAUUCAGGGAAUAGGAGCUGGGGAGCCCUUCUGCGCCACAGAAAAUUUCCAAAGACUUGGUGAAGAUAGGAAAACUAUCAGAAAGGCAGUGGCACAAUUAUCCUGUAUUUGCUUUUUUGCUUAGCAGCUCAGUUGAGGGAAAACUCAGCUGAUCUCUAUUUCUUCAUUCUUCUUUGCUUCCUGUUUGCCAAUCAAGACUUGUAUUUGGAGAACUGUUUUGUACUGAGUCUGAAGUCAUCUUUGACCUGUAACAAGAGCAUGCAUUUUCAAGUGUCAGUUAGAUUUGUGGAUCAAUAAAGGUCUCCUGAAAGCCUAAGAAAAUAUCUCGGUAUUUUUUUCUCAGAAGAGAAGCAGGUAGUCACUUUGGUGACAUUGUCCAGUUCUCACAAUGUAUCAUUCCUUAUCUGAAACUAGACACCCUCUGCAGCCAGAAGAACAAGAAGUGGGCAUCGAUCCCUUGUCAAGUUACUCAAACAAGACUGGAGGAGAUUCAAAUAAAAAUGGAAGAAGAAGUUCUACUUUAGAUUCUGAUGGGACUUUUAAUUCCUAUAGGGAAGAAUGGGAAGAACUAUUUGUAAACAACAAUUACUUGGCAACAAUAAGGCAGAAGGGGAUUAAUGGGCAGCUGAGAAGCAGCAGGUUCCGCAGCAUUUGCUGGAAGCUAUUUCUUUGUGUCCUUCCUCAAGAUAAAAGUCAGUGGAUAAGUAGAAUUAAAGAAUUAAGAGCAUGGUAUAGCAACGUUAAAGAAAUACACAUCACAAACCCGAGGAAGGUUGUUGGCCAGCAAGAUUUGAUGAUCAAUAAUCCCCUUUCACAGGAUGAAGGGAGUCUUUGGAACAAAUUUUUUCAAGAUAAAGAACUGCGAUCAAUGAUUGAACAAGAUGUCAAAAGAACAGCACUCUGUGGAGCAAACAGGAGAUGGAAACAUCGGUUUCCUGAAAUGCAGUUUUUCCAACAAGAAAAUGUGAGAAAAAUUCUUACAGAUGUUCUUUUCUGUUAUGCUAGAGAAAACGAGCAGUUGCUUUAUAAACAGGGAAUGCAUGAGCUGUUAGCGCCUAUAGUCUUUAUCCUCCACUGUGACCACCAAGCUUUUCUUCAUGCCAGUGAGUCUGCCCAACCAAGUGAGGAAAUGAAAACUCUCUUGAACCCCGAGUAUCUGGAACAUGAUGCCUAUGCGAUGUUCUCACAACUUAUGGAAACUGCUGAACCUUGGUUUUCUACUUUUGAGCAUGAUGGUCAAAAGGGGAAAGAAACACUGAUGACUCCCAUUCCCUUUGCUAGACCACAGGAUUUAGGGCCAACAAUUGCUAUUGUUACUAAAGUCAACCAGAUCCAGGAUCAUCUACUGAAGAAGCAUGAUAUUGAGCUUUAUAUGCACUUGAACAGACUAGAAAUCGCACCACAGAUAUAUGGGUUACGGUGGGUCCGGCUCCUGUUUGGACGAGAGUUCCCACUGCAGGAUCUUCUGGUGGUCUGGGAUGCCUUGUUUGCAGAUGGCCUCAGCCUGAGUUUAGUUGAUUAUAUCUUCAUAGCCAUGUUGCUCUAUAUCCGAGAUGCUUUGAUCUCUAGUAACUACCAGACCUGUCUUGGCCUUCUGAUGCAUUACCCACUAAUUGGGGACGUACACUCACUGAUUCUCAAGGCUCUGUUCCUUCGAGAUCCAAAGAGAAAUCCAAGACCAGUGACUUACCAAUUCCAUCCAAAUUUAGAUUAUUACAAAGCACGCGGAGCAGACCUCAUGAAUAAAAGCCGAACCAAUGCCAAAGGUGCUCCCCUGAAUAUAAAUAAGGUCUCUAAUAGCCUGAUUAAUUUUGGAAGAAAGCUGAUUUCUCCAGCAAUGACCGCCCCAGGCAGUGCGGGCGGCCCUGUACCAGCAGGCGGUAGUGGCAGCUCGUCCCCUGCUGGGGUUCCUGCCGUGGUUCCCGCCGUGGUUCCCGCUGUGGUUCCCGCCAGGACCUUAGCAGAGGUCCCCAGGCAUCAUUUGCAGCAGCAGCAGCAAAGACUGAUGAAAUCAGAGAGCAUGCCCGUGCAGUUGAACAAAGGACAAAGUUCCAAAACCAUCAGUUCAUCCCCAAGCACUGAAAGUUUGCCUGGAGGAAGAGAAUUCACUGGCUCCCCACCUUCAUCUGCUACUAAAAAGGAUUCCUUUUUUAGCAACAUCUCCCGUUCCCGCUCACACAGCAAAACUAUGGGCAGAAAAGAAUCUGAAGAAGAAUUAGAAGCCCAAAUUUCCUUCCUUCAAGGACAGUUGAAUGACCUGGAUGCCAUGUGCAAAUACUGUGCAAAGGUGAUGGACACUCAUCUAGUAAAUAUUCAAGAUGUGAUAUUACAAGAAAAUUUGGAAAAAGAAGAUCAAAUUCUGGUUUCUCUGGCAGGAUUAAAACAGAUCAAAGACAUUCUAAAAGGUUCUCUGCGUUUCAACCAGAGUCAGCUGGAAGCUGAGGAGAAUGAGCAGAUCACCAUCUCAGAUGACCACUACUGCUCCAGUGGCCAAGGCCAAGGCCGGGGCCAGAGCGACGAAAUGCCUGGGGCCACCAAGCAGGCCUCUUCAGAAACACCAGGGCACGUGGACAGAGGAAGUACAGAUGACUUCAUCCUGGUCUCCAAAGACGACGAGGGGGGCAGCGCUAAGGGGUCCUUCUCAGGCCAGUCCCAGCCUCUUCGCACCCUCCGAAGCACCUCUGGGAGAAGCGAGCCCCUGGCCCGCUCUCCUCUCGUGUUCUCCGACCCUCUGAUGGGCCCUGCCUCGGCUUCCUCGAGCAACCCCAACUCCAGCCCCGACGAGGACAGCAGCAGCAACAGCAAGGACUCUGGCUUCACCAUUGUGAGCCCCCUGGACAUCUGACCACAGUGCCCCUGGCCUCCUUCGUGGGGACUCGCCACCCCCCUCAGCAGCCCCGGGGCCCGGCUGAGGCUUCCGCAGUGGGGACCCCUCUGAAACCAACACUUCUUGCCCAGCAUGCCUGUGGCCUUAGUGCAACCCGUCAGAACCCUCUAGAGAGAGGCAGAUGGCCACAGAGCACACAGACAGAUGUUCACCAAAAUGCAGACAGGGCUUUCAGGGCCCUAUCCCACCCCGCCUUUGCUCUGAGGUAGACCAGGGCUAAGUAUCCAGUAUCAUGUUCACUGUCAAAAAAAGACCAAAUCACAAUUAGAAUCAUUUUCCCUCUAUCCCCCUCUCCCCAACUAAGAAUUAGGUGUGGCAACUCCAUUAAUUAUAACUAGAAGAAGGAAGAAGAGUUGGUUUCAAAUCUUCCCUCCCUUGGAGCGUCAGGCAUAGGAAAAUUGAGAUCAAGAAGGCUUAUUCUCUGGAAAUCUCUCUCUCAGCCUGUUUCAUUCCUCCUUCCUUUGGGAAGCCAUACAGCAAAGCCAAAUACAACAGAAUGGACUAGAACUGGUGGAUUCCAGGGCUAGAAAAAACCCAUCACUGACCUCUCAGAAAGUUACAGUGAUCUUUAGAAACAGGGUCUAAACUUAGGUGUGAUGGGGUUUAGAUUUUUUCAUUUGUUAAAGAAUAUGUUUCCAAACCUCAGGCCAGACAGACUCUGGCCAUCACUGUCCCUCCUCAGACAACUGUAUUUCCCCCUUUAGAAUCCUUCACAACCAGAAAACAAAGGUCACAUUAAGCCAGUCUUUGCUGCACUGAUUUCAGAAGUCGUAAGAAUAUUACUUCUUGAACUGGAAAAUGUGACCCUGACUAUGGGACAGACAUCUCUCAGUUUUCUGGUGUAGUUUGUCUAGUUUUGGCGCUGGAAUACACCUGUCACCUGUCAAUUGAGAAGUAAAGGGAAAAACCCAAGCUCAUUCCCAUCCAGAGUCGGGACCUCCCAUUGGCCUUAAAGUAGCAGUAACAGGGAAUUCGACCUGGAGUCCAUUCUGGGGGAGCAGGGCUUCCCACAGAACACUCCAGACAUCAGGAAGACGCAGGACUUCUGCACAGCCCUUCCCUCGCCGGGAGCCAGGCAGAGGAGCUGCGGGGCCUGGGUUCAGUUGCGCACCGCGUCCCAGGCAUCACAGGACCAGCUCUGACCUGCCCGGUGCCUUCCUGGGCUUGGGCACACAAUAGAGAGUUCCCCUUUUCAGCUGGCAGCUUAUGGAAUCUUGCUGGGCAGAAAGCAUCACAUGAGCUGUUUCUCUCCUUAAGAAGAAAGGCCCCGAAAAGGACACUUUCCCUGUCCUUUGUGCAAGCAGGCAUUCUAACAGGAUAGCCACAGUGCCCAUUUCACCCUGCAGUGACAGGUGCUCGGGGCUUCUCCUCUGAGGACGGCAAGGCCUCUAGGCGGUGGAAGCUUUCACGUGAACCAGUGAAAAUCUAAGUUUGAAAGGCUAGACACCGUUUACAGUCCUUCCCACUGCUAACCCUGUAUUUCUCUACAGUGUGAUAAUGACCUGAUUUCCCACGUGCUCUCAGAAGAAAGCAGUGAUGACUCGGAGUCCACUACUGCAGAGAGGGUCCCAGUUAGCUCUGCAGUUUGUCCUCAGACUCUAGCAGGAGAACCUCUGAACACGUGAGCAUGGGCAAUGAAUACGAAGUCUGGUUUUGCUCAGGUGACAGGGUUGCUUGGCCUUCCAUGAUCACUCAAAGACAAGCUGCUGAGCUCUUCAGCUCCCCCAUGAAGUGGUCUGCUCAGCACCGCCUGGGGGUGACUCAUAGAGUAAGUUACUGCCCAGUGUGUGUCACCUUGACCACACUUCGCUCCCAAGGUUCCCAUACAGUGAAUGGCCUUGCAACUGCACACGGUUGCCAUGAUUUUCCCUCAGAGGACCUGGUUUGGGGCAUUGUCAGUGUUUUCAGUUCUCAGGUAAGAAGUGCGGAGCUAUCCUCGCCAGGGCUCCAAGACACAAAGUGGAAAGGGCCAUGGAGAUGGCUGUCCCAUGGCCGUGGGUCCUAGUCAUCUGCUUUUGACAGUUUCUUUGCCCUGAGAGCUAGAGUCCUGAUAGUCCAGUGGUGGGGGGGGCUCAGUACCCACCCAGUACAAGGCUCUAGGCUACUUCCCUGCAGUUGGCUGGGUGGUUAACGGUCCCUGAAAACUCCCAGCCCUCCAGCACACGAGGGGCAGGUCCUCCACUCUGUGCUUCCAUGUUGGUGCCACGUGAGAACCAAGGGGGUCUCUCAGAGGCGUUGCUUCUAUGGCCCCCAAUGAGCCGCUCCCUCCUCGGAGGAAAGAAACAUGAGGGGGAGUGGGAUGUGGGCAGUGCCACCCUCAAAUUCCCAUAGGUCCGUGGGGUUUGAGAAUUGUAUUACUCUCUUAAUCUUUUUAAGUGACUUUUUAUUCUCCAUAGUUGAGCAUCGUUUGCAUUUUUAUUAGUUACAGUGCUAUUAAAGAAUGUAUUCCUUUUUUAUUUUAUCAAGUACUCACGUUUAAGUGUUAAAAUCCUGAAUAUCUGAAACCUUUUUUGUUUUUCUUUAACAAUCAGUGGAGGCCUCUCAUGUUUUGAUUAUUAGCAGUUAAAUAUAUUUUAUAUAUAUAAAGCUUAGAUGAA
Messenger RNA from Mirounga angustirostris (Northern elephant seal), 5584 nucleotides. It is a transcript of the gene TBC1D5, whose product is annotated as TBC1 domain family member 5. The transcript is spliced from 25 exons. The record is from RefSeq and is a predicted model, not a curated record. Lineage: Eukaryota; Metazoa; Chordata; Mammalia; Carnivora; Phocidae. Gene Ontology annotation, molecular function: GTPase activator activity. Gene Ontology annotation, biological process: activation of GTPase activity. The coding region runs from base 489 to 2945 and encodes 818 amino acids.